AUGACUUCAAACGCCAACUCCGAGACUCGAGACUGGGAUUCUACCCCACUGGCCCCGAAGACCCCUGACAAGGCCCUCCCGAAGACGUCAGUUCAUGAUGCCACUGCCCAGCACGACCCAGAGCAGCCCAAGAAAAGCAGAUCUGGGAGAACUGUCAAGCCGAAAAAGAACUUCGAGGAUGCGGCCCCUAUGGCGACACCAAGCCGCUCGAAGCGGGCGAGGACUCCUGAACCCGCGGCAGAUACACCGGCCGCACGGCCGAAGAAGACAAAAACGAGAGCGCCAGCUCAGGAGUCUUCUUCGCCACUCGAAGAGAGGUCUGAGGCUGCGGAGCCUGUCACGACACCACGUGGCUCGAAACGUGCUCGAGGUUCUGAACACGCAGUAGACAUACCCGUCGCACGGCCCAAGAAGGCGAAGUCGAGAGCGCCUGCUCAGGGUUCGCCUCCACCACCCAAGCGUGCUCGCAAUGCUCGAGCCGCAAGUAGCGUAGCUUCGUCUCUAAGCGAAGCGGAAUCUCCCUGGUGCUGGGAGGAAGAAGAGGUCAUCCUGGCGCUCUGGAAAGAGGAUGUCCGGAAGGCCACUUCAUGGAAGAUGAUUGGCAGACUCAUGGGACGGACCGAUUUAGCCUGUAGACUUACAUACUGUCGUCUCUCGAAGCAGGACCCCAAGCGAUCGAAGCCGGCUGACGAAUUGAAGCCUCCCAAAAUAUUGGCGCCGGCUGUGCAGAGGGCUUUCGACAAUCUGCAAGGUAGCGCUCUUCAGCAGCAGACUCAGGUACCAGCCGCUCAGACAGGCGAUGCCGCGCCGGAAUCCUCUAAUGUACGACGCGAUAGCGUUGUCGAAGGCAAUGUGGACGACCUCGCUGAGUCCAACUCCAAUGGCACAACCACCGGCCUUGCACAGCAGAAUCACGCCCCGGCCGCUCAGCAAUCUGUCACAACUUCGAGACCGCUUCUACCGUUCGGGAAGCCAUGGGUCUUUGAGGGUGAGGGUACGGAUUACAUCGCGCCCAUCUCCGCGAUCCCCUCAACCACCGCCUCACCCUCCCCAGAAACCCUCGAGCCACCAUACCCCUGCUGCAACAUCCCCAGGGACACAGAAUCCCACGACCACUUCAUCUGCAAGCACUGCAACUACAGCCGCCCAAUCUGCAAACAACGCGGCGAAGGCGUGUGCACCUACUGCCGCAAGAACCGUCGCGUGCAGUGGUACGCCUACAUCAUGUGCGAGAUAUGCGGCGACAUCGGAAGGGAAGACCGCUUUGCAGUGCCCAUUGGCGGUGGCGAGAGGGUCGAUGAGGUGGGGCAUCAUAGAAAGAGGUGCACGGGGUGUCAGAGGAGGCUGGAGUGGACGCCUACGUGGAGGCUAGAGUCGUCGAGGUGGAGGGAGGUGUAUGAUGCGGAUAAGGUGGCGGAGUGGUUGGGGUUGUGUGAUUUCGGGCUUGGGAGUGAGGAUGAGGAGGUUUAG
Fulvia fulva is the source of this 1470-nucleotide messenger RNA. RefSeq lists its product as uncharacterized. The transcript has a single exon. Bases 1 to 1470 code for a protein of 489 amino acids. NCBI's taxonomy places the organism in Eukaryota, Fungi, Ascomycota, Dothideomycetes, Mycosphaerellales, Mycosphaerellaceae. The record is from RefSeq and is a predicted model, not a curated record.